UCGAAAGAGCUCAAUGUUUUCCUGGAUGAUGGAAAUUCGCCGGUUUUGGCUGCAAAAUACGACGUCCAUCAAGGAAAGAAAACGAUCAAUUUGUUAAACCAUGUCGAACCCAGUGACACUGCUGAGAAGGUAUUAGUGUUCUUCAAGCUUCGUCCGGAGGCCAUUACACCAGACAAUGUCCACGAAAAUGUUUUCGUCUCUUCGAUGCUUUCCUCGCCGGUGAACACCUUGUAUCAUUCCGUGCAGAAAUUAUUUGCUCCUUUGCUGCUAAAGGAUGAAAAAUGGAGCCGAAAUUUUGACCCGAAAUUGCAGAGUUUGUUGAGCGAACUCGAAGCUGGGCUAGGAAGUGUAGUACGUAAACAGGACAGCUCAUCUUCGCGAGCAGCUAAUGUGGGCGAUGAAGAAAACCUCGGUGGUAUUUUGACUCCUCAAGACGAGUUUCAAUACUGGUCAGACGCAGCAGUAUCAGGCUAUGAUCUGUCUGAGAGGGAAAGAGCGUCUUUUUUCCAAGAAACUUUUCAGAAAGGUAAGCCGCCAUCUUAA
Messenger RNA from Pocillopora meandrina, 543 nucleotides. The record is from the annotation of a GenBank genome assembly. Lineage: Eukaryota; Metazoa; Cnidaria; Anthozoa; Scleractinia; Pocilloporidae.